AUGGAAAAUUAUAGCGGCAAAAAAAAUUCUAUAUUAUAUCCUAUCCAGAAUAGCGAACAUUUUGAAAGUACUGAAAGCGUUAAAAGUAGAAAUAGCAUUAUAAAUGGAAAUGUUUUAAGGUGGCAUAAACUUAGUUGUUCUUCAAUAAAAGAUACAAAAAAUGAUACAUCAGAAAGUAGUAUAUUUUAUUCUAAUAGUAGCAAUAUAACUAAAAACAGAGACAUAAGUAUUGAUAAGGAUAGUUGGAAUUUUCUUGAAAAAAACAGAGUUGCAUCAGUAUUAUAUAAAAACUGUAUAUAUAUAUUUGGUGGAUAUAUACCAAAAGAAAGGGUAAAUCAUUUUUAUAAAUAUGAUAUAGUUGAAAAUAAAUGGAUUAAGAUGAUUAAUAAUAAUUUUCUAUUAAAAAGCGAAAAUAACUCAGCCUUUUUAUAUAAAAACAAAAUGUAUAUAUUAUGCGAAUAUAACGGGAAAAUGAGAUGGUCAAAUGAUUUAUAUUUUUUCGAUUUUAAUAAAGAAAUAUGGGAAGUAAUGAAAAUAAAAAAAAAUAAACAAAUAAACAAUAGAUAUUGUCCACCUUCAACAUUGUUUGGCUUUUCAACAUCUGUUGAUGACGUAUCAGGUGUGUUGUACAUAUUUGGGGGAUAUAACGGAAAAUACUUAAGUAAUGAAUUGUAUAUUUUAAAUUUAAAUCAUAAAAAUUGGAUUAAAGCAAAACAAAAUGGCGAAAUUCCUAGUCCUAGGGCAUAUACAAUAGGGCACAUAUUUGAUGGAUACUUUUAUAUUUUUGGAGGAUAUAACGGAGAAAGUUGUUUAAAUUCUUUUUAUGAAUAUCAUAUAAAAUCUGGAAUUUGGACAAAAAUUAAAUAUAAUAUGGAUACAGAAAUAUCAAAUAAAAACUCGAAUGAGGAUAAUAAAAGUAUUAUAAAAAGUUUAAAUGAUCAAAAAAAAAAAACAAGUUACACAUAUUGUAAUAACAAAGACAAAGUACCAAUGGCUAGAUGCUUGAUGGGGUCUUUUUUAUAUAAUAAGUGUAUAUAUAUAUUAGGGGGAUAUAAUAAUAAUUUUUGUGGAAAUUUAUACGAUUUUUAUAAAUAUAAUAUUCAUGAAAGAACAUGGGAAAAAUUGAGCACAAGAAAUAAUUGCUCACAAAAUAAUCUGAAUAUUCAUUUUUAUAAAAAUGUUAUAUAUUCUAUUGGAAAAUUUAAUAAAAAAAAUAUUUUAAACAAUAUAUAUGCAUUAAAGCUCGAAAAUAUAUAUGUUGCACCUUCAGAAUUGUUGGAUCAUUACAAAGGUAUGGUUAAUAACUCUUUAUUUUCUGAUGUUGUUUUUAUUUUACAAGAUCAGCACAUUUAUGGGUGCAGAAAUAUUUUGUCAUCAAGGUGCCUUUAUUUUAAAUCCCUAUUUAAUAUUCAUAUUUCAGAAAAAAAUAAAAAUAUAAUAAUUAAUGGAAUUAACAAAAUAGUAGACACUAAUCUCCAUGAUCCUAUGAUUUAUAUACCAAUUAACGAUAUAAAUUAUGAUGUAUUUUUAAUUAUUAUUGAUUAUCUUUAUACAGACAAUUUGCCCGUUAAUUUCACACUUGAAAUGUAUAUACAAAUUUUAAUAUUAGCUAUAAACAAAUUCAACUUAUUUAGAUUAGCACAAUUAUGUGAGCAAGCCGUUACAAAUAAAAUAGAUCGAUAUAACGUUUUUAAUAUCUUAUUCAUAAGUUAUAGAAAUAAUUCAAAACAAUUAUGCAAAUUUUGCAUUGAUUUUAUUAUACAUAAUAAUUUAUUAGACAAAGAAAAAAUUAAUAUACUAACAUUAGAACCGCAUUUAUUGGGAGAGUUUUAUAAAAAAUCUCUAUAUAGUGAUAUUAGCUAG
Molecule: messenger RNA, 1863 nt
Organism: Plasmodium berghei ANKA
Lineage: Eukaryota; Apicomplexa; Aconoidasida; Haemosporida; Plasmodiidae
Product: kelch domain-containing protein, putative
Exons: 1
Coding region: 1-1863 (620 amino acids)
Cellular component (GO): Golgi apparatus
Molecular function (GO): protein binding
Source: RefSeq, a predicted model, not a curated record